AUGUCCGGCAACGACCGCAUGCAAUCAACCCUCACCGAUUCAUACUUCUCGGCUCCUUCCGAUGUCAACGAUGGCAACCAAGAAUGGACUGAUGAGCCCAUGUCGAUGUACGACGAACCAGAGUCCGAGUCUAACUUACUAGAGCAAGGAAUAGAGACCACGCACUUUCUCAUUGAGGAAGCGGUCAAUAAAGCCCUUUCAGACAUGCCUAUCCGUCUCAUUGACACGGAAACGGGAAUGCUGCAAGACCACGGCGCUAUCAAAGACAACAUCAUGAAUCAUCCCGAUAUCACGUCCAUAACGCGUGGCGACGUCCUGAGCCAAGACCUCCAACGUGCAGGAAUUUCCCUAUAUGCCUCGGAAUCUAUCGAUUCUAUUGCAAGCUUCUUCUCGAAGCAGCAGAAGCUAUCUCUCGGACGCUCCGCCUACGACUUGAACGUACCAUACGAGCUCUUCAGCAACUUCUUGAAGAUCGCCUUAGCAAAGGGCGCUGCAACAAACAUGCAGGUCGAGUCUCUCGUAUGGAACAGGGCCAGCGUCCUCGCAGGACACGACCUCCCUCGCACAGGAAUCCUCCGCUCCCUUGUUCUAGAGGUAUACAAGCAUAUUGCUCGCGUCGUCGAGUUCACGAGAGGAAAUUUGGAUGGCCGUGUCCGCAACCUUCUCUCCUACGCCAUGUUUUCUCACCGCUGGCUCAAGCACGAAGAGGUCCUGUUUUCAGACUUGAAGCUGGAAGCCAGCAUUUAUAAAGUCGAUCUCGCAGGCCGACGAUUGCGUGGUUUGAAGAAGCUCCGGGAGUUCUGCUGCACAGCGUGGAAGCACGGUUUCCGGUGGGCCUGGGCGGAUACAUGUUGCAUCGACAAAGGGAGUAGCAGCGAGGUGCAGGAGUCUAUCACGUCGAUGUUCAAUUGGUACCAAAAUUCUGCGCUCACUAUCGUCUACCUCCAUGAUCUCCCCGAUCCGAGCCUGGCCCAAAGAAAAGCAGUAAGUUGCCUUCCACGUUCCCUGUCGCGCUUGACCGCCAGGGCCCUCGCCUCAGCCCGAGAAGAUGUCCUCCCCGACAAGGAUGCCCUAGACGCGCUUCUACGCCACAGGCUCGGCCACUGUGAAUGGUUCUACGGUGGCUGGACCUUACAGGAACUACUUGCGCCGAAGACGCUUCGCUUUUACUCCAAGAACUGGCGAACCUUGGAGCGUGCCGAUGACUCCCGACGUCUCUUCAACCAGAAGGACGACCCCGAAUGGCUCGCAUCCAUCAAACGCGUUACUGGAAUCGAAAUUGGAUAUCUCACCUCAGACGGGUUCAGUCCCGGCCUCGCUAACUGGGACGUCAAGCACAAGUGGGCAGAAGAGCGCGAGACGGAGCGUCCAGAGGACAAGGCGUACUGCCUUUUAGGCAUAUUCGACGUCACGAUGGACAUUAGGUAUGGGGAAGGGGAGAAGGCGCAAAAGCGAUUAGACGAAUUGAUGAGGUGGGAAGGGCCUCAGACGGGGCACGGCCGGAGGACAGCUACAGUGAGAGCGAGCGGAGCAGCAGAGGACCUGGUUCGCGCUGUUUCCUAA
Coniophora puteana RWD-64-598 SS2 is the source of this 1563-nucleotide messenger RNA. RefSeq lists its product as uncharacterized. The record is from RefSeq and is a predicted model, not a curated record. The transcript has 4 exons. NCBI's taxonomy places the organism in Eukaryota, Fungi, Basidiomycota, Agaricomycetes, Boletales, Coniophoraceae. The coding region runs from base 1 to 1563 and encodes 520 amino acids.